AUGCCUACCGUGCUACGGAGUACCUUGGGUGGGAACUGGAAAAGCAGGAAGUCACUCUGGGAUGUCCCUCCGAAAUCGUCUGAACCGGGCAAGAAGUGUCAAGACAGGGAAGGUGGGAAAAUCUCUUCACAUGGAUUCCCACCCGCCCGCCUGCCGAAACUCGCCCGCAGCAUUCACCAGGCACCUUAG
This is a messenger RNA of Colletotrichum paranaense, 189 nucleotides long. RefSeq lists its product as uncharacterized. The record is from RefSeq and is a predicted model, not a curated record. Bases 1 to 189 code for a protein of 62 amino acids. The transcript has a single exon. NCBI's taxonomy places the organism in Eukaryota, Fungi, Ascomycota, Sordariomycetes, Glomerellales, Glomerellaceae.